AUGAAUCUCUGGAUUGGAGUUGUGCUGUUGCUGCUUGGCGUAUCACAGUCCCUAGGAUGCGGGCAAAAACCAUUUUCGGCAAGAGUUGUGAAUGGUGAUAACGCCUCGCCUAAUGAUUGGCCUUGGCAGAUUUCACUCAGAGUGAAUGGUCAACAUAUCUGUGGCGGAUCUCUCAUUGAAGAGGACUGGGUUGUAACUGCUGCUCAUUGUGUGGAAAGAAACCCAUCGCCGAGUGGCUACACUGUAGUCGUUCGAGCCCACGCGAGGACGGGAACAACCUACGUGCAGCAGACCUUCAGGUUACGACAACUGUUCAAACAUGAAGGAUUUGACAUGGGAAAGCUCCAAAACGACAUAGCUCUUCUACAGGUUAAUGGGCGAGUGAGACUGAGUGAUAAAGUAAAUACCGUUUGUAUGCCACAAAAAGGAAAAAGAGUGCCAGCGGGAUCACGCUGUUAUAUUACUGGUUGGGGAAGACUUUUUGGAGGUGGACAAGCCGCUUACACUCUCCAACAGGCUGUGUUGCAGGUCGUCGAUCACGGAAGGUGUCAAAGUGUCAAUGGCUAUAUGGUUCCUGUUGAUGAAGACUCCAUGGUGUGCGCUGAAGGCGAAGGCAAAGGUGGAUGCCAGGAAAAUGGAGACAGUGGCGGGCCAUUUGUUUGCAACGAAGGAGGGCGAUGGGUUUUGAGAGGUGCUGUGAGCUGGGGUCAUGGAAAGUGUAGGACAGAUCAUUACACUGUCUUUGCUAGUGUCAGCAAUUUCGUGGAUUGGAUCAAACAAAAGCAAUCAAGUGGAGGCGGUGGAAACGGCGGAGGUGGGGGAGGAGUCUGCCCAGAUAAGCUUCCAAACUGCUCGCUGUAUCAGCAGUCGUGCAGAUACAGCCAAUACAUCCAGCGACUGUGCCCUAAGUCGUGUCGCCUUUGUUAAAUGAAGAGUGAGGACCCGCAACAACGUGGGAUGGAUUUAUUUCACCAGAAUAAAAAAACAUUGUUGAC
This is a messenger RNA of Stylophora pistillata, 995 nucleotides long. RefSeq names its product chymotrypsin-like protease CTRL-1. The record is from RefSeq and is a predicted model, not a curated record. Lineage: Eukaryota; Metazoa; Cnidaria; Anthozoa; Scleractinia; Pocilloporidae. Gene Ontology annotation, molecular function: serine-type endopeptidase activity. Gene Ontology annotation, biological process: proteolysis.